Fusarium falciforme is the source of this 555-nucleotide messenger RNA. RefSeq lists its product as hypothetical. The record is from RefSeq and is a predicted model, not a curated record. The coding region runs from base 1 to 555 and encodes 184 amino acids. The transcript has a single exon. Lineage: Eukaryota; Fungi; Ascomycota; Sordariomycetes; Hypocreales; Nectriaceae.
AUGCCUCCCAAAUCUGCCAAGGGAAAGGAAAAGGAAAUUGAUCCUGAUUUGACUGAAACCGACCCUGAUCUCGCCGAGACUGACCCUGACUUGACUCAGUCCGACCCUGACUUGACUCAGUCCGACCCUGAUCUGAUUGACGCUGAUGACGAUGCAGCAGGCGAUGAGCAACAAGCUGGCCCAUCGAGCGUCUUUUAUUGCAACAAAUGUGGCGACCACUUGGAUGGUCGCAUUGGGCCACUUUGCUUGAACUGUGAAGGUAGUGAAACCCAGGAGUCCUGGCAAGCACGAGAUCACCGCCUCCGCGACAACGAAGCAUACAAGAGAACAAAGGAAGCAGGGAUUUGCUGCUAUUGCCGCAAGAGACAAGCCGAUCCAGGACAUUCGUCUUGCACGCCAUGCAGGCUAAAGAAGAAGGGACACGACCAUGCCAGAAGAAGAAAGGCAAAGGAGAAGAAGAGCGAGGAGAAGAAGAAGAGUAAGGAAGAGAAGAAGACUAAGGAGAAGGAGAAGAGUAAGGAGGGGAGUAAGGAGAAGAAGGAGAAGAAGAAAUGA